Molecule: messenger RNA, 2007 nt
Organism: Diceros bicornis minor
Lineage: Eukaryota; Metazoa; Chordata; Mammalia; Perissodactyla; Rhinocerotidae
Gene: ABCG8
Product: ATP binding cassette subfamily G member 8
Exons: 13
Coding region: 1-2007 (668 amino acids)
Biological process (GO): cholesterol homeostasis
Cellular component (GO): plasma membrane
Molecular function (GO): ATP hydrolysis activity; ATP binding; ABC-type transporter activity
Source: RefSeq, a predicted model, not a curated record
AUGGCUGAGAAUGCCCCGGAGGAGAGGGGGCUGCGGAUUCCCCAGGAUGCUUCGGGCCUCCAGGACAGCUUGUUCUCCUCUGAAAGUGACAACAGCCUGUACUUCACCUACAGUGGACGGUCCAACACCUUGGAGGUCCGAGACCUCAGCUACCAGGUGGACAUGGCCUCCCAGGUGCCUUGGUAUGAGCAGCUGGCUCAGUUCAAGAUGCCUUGGACAUCUCACAAGGACUCUUGUCAGCUGGGCAUCCAGAACCUGAGCUUCAAAGUGAGGAGUGGGCAGAUGCUGGCCAUCAUAGGGAGCUCAGGCUGUGGGAGAGCCUCUUUGCUGGACGUGAUCACCGGGCGAGGCGAUGGUGGCAAGAUUAAGUCAGGCCAAAUCCAGAUCAACGGGCAGCCCAGCACGCCUCAGCUGGUGAGGAAGUGUGUGGCCCACGUGCGCCUGCACGACCAGCUGCUCCCCCACCUAACCGUCCGCGAGACCCUGGCUUUUGUUGCCCAGCUGCGCCUGCCCAGAACCUUCUCCCAGGCCCAGCGUGACAAAAGGGUGGACGACGUGAUUGCAGAGCUGCGGCUGCGCCAGUGCGCCGACACGCGCGUGGGCAACACGUACGUGCGGGGGGUCUCGGGGGGCGAGCGGCGGAGAGUCAGCAUUGGGGUGCAGCUUCUGUGGAACCCAGGAAUCCUCAUUCUGGAUGAACCCACCUCUGGGCUUGACAGCUUCACGGCCCACAACCUGGUGAAAACCUUGUCAAGGCUGGCCAAAGGCAACAGACUGGUGCUCAUCUCCCUCCACCAGCCUCGGUCAGACAUCUUCAGGCUGUUUGAUUUGGUCCUUCUGAUGACAUCUGGCACCACCAUCUACUUGGGGGCGGCCCAGCACAUGGUCCAGUAUUUCACAGAAGUCGGACACCCCUGUCCUCGCUACAGCAACCCUGCUGACUUCUACGUGGACCUGACCAGCAUCGACAGGAGAAGCAGAGAGCAGGAAGUGGCCAGCAGGGAGAAGGCUUGGUCACUUGCAGCUUUGUUUCGAGAAAAAGUGCGUGACUUCGAUGACUUUCUGUGGAGAGCGGAGGAGAGGGAGCCAGGGGUGGGCACUUGUGCAGAGAGCCCGGCCCCCCAGAGGGACAUCGACCACCUCCAAACCUCCACUAAGCUGCCCAGCUCCGUGCAGCAGUUCACCACGCUGAUCCGUCGUCAGAUUUCCAAUGACUUCCGAGACCUGCCAACCCUCCUCAUCCACGGGGCGGAGGCCUGCCUAAUGUCCCUGAUCAUCGGGUUCCUCUAUUAUGGACAUGGGUCUAGCAGUCUCUCCUUCACGGACAAGGCGGCCCUCUUGUUCAUGAUCGGAGCUCUCAUCCCUUUCAACGUGAUCCUGGAUGUCAUUGCCAAAUGUCACUCAGAGAGAGCAAUGCUUUACUAUGAUCUAGAAGAUGGGCUGUACACCGCUGGGCCAUAUUUCUUUGCCAAGAUCCUAGGGGAGCUUCCAGAGCACUGCGCCUAUGUCGUCAUCUAUGGAAUGCCAAUCUACUGGCUGGCCAACCUGCGCCCGUCCCUGGAGCCCUUCCUGUUGCACUUCCUGCUCGUGUGGCUGGUGGUCUUCUGCUGCAGGACCAUGGCCCUGGUUGCCGCCGCCCUGCUCCCCACCUUCCACAUGUCCUCUAUCUUCGGCAAUGCCCUCUAUAACUCCUUCUACCUCACUGGCGGCUUCAUGAUAAGCUUAGACAACCUGUGGACAGUGCCCAUGUGGAUUUCCAAGGUGUCCUUCCUCCGAUGGUGUUUUGAAGGGCUGAUGAACAUUCAGUUUAAAGGGCAAAUUUAUCCCUUGGAGAUCGGCAACCUUACCAUCCCUAUCCGGGCAGACAUAAUCCUCAGUGCCAUGGCCGUGGACUCCUACCCGCUCUACGCCAUCUACUUAAUCCUCAUGGGCAUCAGUAGUGGCUUAGUGCUCCUGUACUAUGUGACCUUAAAGUUCAUCAAACAGAAAUCAAGUCAAGACUGGUGA